AAGAAACUUAGAUAUUGAAAGGCCAACUUACACCAACCUGAACCGCCUCAUCAGUCAGAUAGUGUCCUCUAUCACUGCCUCCCUUCGCUUUGAUGGUGCCCUGAAUGUUGAUCUGACCGAGUUCCAGACCAACUUGGUGCCAUAUCCCCGUAUCCAUUUCCCCUUGGCCACUUAUGCACCAGUUAUCUCUGCUGAGAAGGCAUACCAUGAGCAGCUUUCAGUGUCUGAUAACCAAUGCAUGUUUUGAGCCAGCCAACCAGAUGGUCAAAUGUGACCCUCGCCAUGGCAAGUACAUGGCCUGCUGUCUCCUUUACCGUGGUGACGUAGUGCCAAAAGAUGUCAAUGCUGCUAUUGCUACUAUUAAAACUAAACGUACCAUCCAGUUUGUGGAUUGGUGUCCCACUGGUUUUAAGGUUGGUAUUAACUACCAGCCUCCUACUGUGGUUCCUGGAGGUGACUUGGCCAAGGUUCAGCGGGCUGUAUGUAUGUUGAGCAACACCACAGCCAUUGCUGAAGCUUGGGCUCGCCUGGACCACAAGUUUGACCUGAUGUACGCCAAGCGUGCCUUUGUUCACUGGUAUGUUGGUGAGGGUAUGGAGGAAGGAGAGUUCUCGGAAGCCCGUGAGGAUGUGGCCGCCUUAGAGAAGGAUUACGAGGAAGUUGGUGUUGACUCUAUCGAAGGGGAAGGAGAGGAGGAAGGGGAAGAAUAUUAAGCUUGAAUUACUAUCCCACUCACAAAUGCAUAUUGUGGUGUGAGCUCCAGCCUCAGUUAAUAUUGGUGUUUUUUAAGGGUACCUUUUAGUACAUUGUAGCAUAUGUAGCUGUCUUUACAGUGAUCUCUGGUCUGAUUAUGUCUGUUUGUCUAUGCAUAAUCUUUUGUCUGAUGCAAUAAAGGAGCUUAUUGGUCUCAA
Messenger RNA from Chiloscyllium plagiosum (whitespotted bambooshark), 911 nucleotides. NCBI's taxonomy places the organism in Eukaryota, Metazoa, Chordata, Chondrichthyes, Orectolobiformes, Hemiscylliidae. The record is from RefSeq and is a predicted model, not a curated record.